UUGUGAAUGAGCCCACUGUGUUUUGUGUACAGUGACAUUAUUUAACUAUAAAACAUCCACGAAGAAUGCCAUGAAGCAGCACUAGACGUGAGCUCUCAGUGAAUGUUUUGGAAAUAUCGUAAUGCAGUGGAGGUAUUGUAUCCGAGUUCUGCAAGUGAUCUGAUACCGUAAUGCGGUGCCGGUAUUGUAUGUGAGUUUUGCAAGUGAUCUGUUACGAAAUGGCAGCAUUGUUGAAGAAGCGGGCACUUGCUGAGUACAGCCAGGUUAUACAGGAACAGCCAAAACCAUUAAAAAAAUUACGACUAGCAAAGAAGAUCACUCCAGGAAGUUCUGCAGCUGCCUAUGUUGGUUUGUUGGAGAAGAGUAAAACCAGUAAUGAUGCAUUGCAGAUUUUGUUGAGAAUAUCUGACUCCCAGAAGUUUCAGGAGAAAGAUUUACCAGACACAAUAAAGAAGCUUGCUGAGCAUUUCCAGAGAGAGCAAGAAUCUGUUGUGAGAGCUAAAGUUUUAUCUUUGCUUGGUGAUAUUGGGAAAGAGUCAGGUGCAGAUGUACAGGUUAUAAUUGAAGAAGUAAUGCAGGCUAUGAAGAAUGAGGAGUCACAUAAAGUUAUAUCACAAGGCAUAUCAUCACUUUUGAAACUUGGAAAGCUUUUGCCAGACAAUGUCACAACACAUCACAGGCUUGUCUCCUUUGUAAAACAGUAUCUUUCAGAUACCAGCCAUUCUGUAAAAUGCAAAUGUUUGGAGCUGCUGGGUGAAUUAGUUUCUAUAAGUUCUGAUGCUGGAACUAUACAACCACUCUUGAGACUUGUUGGGGACUACACCCAUUGUGAGGAAGCUCGUGUCCGCAGCGCUGCCUUCAAUACUAUGCUAAGAUUGCAUGAGCGUGGUCUGAAAUUAGAUCCUUCUGUCUACUCAGAAGUGUGCUUGGCUCUCAAAGAUGACUAUGAAAUUGUUCGACAAGUUGCACUUCGUAUUGUGUGGGUUCUGGGACAAACAUAUUCAGAAAACCUUGUCACACUACCAGACAGCGAUGAGGAGAUUCGAUUGGUGGAUGAUGCAUUUGGGAAAAUAUGUCACAUGAUUAAUGACUUAUCAAUGCGUGUUCGUACACAGGCAGCUCGUCUGCUGGGUUCAAUGACAUCAAUCAGCCCUCGCUUCCUCCAGCAGACACUAGACAAGAAACUCAUGUCAAAUAUGAGGCGGAAACGGUCAGCCCAUGAACGUGCUUGGGAAUCAAUAACUUCUGGAGAGUGGUCCAGUGGCCGCAACUGGGCAGAUGAUGCCCCACGUGAACUGGUUGAUGCAGAAUCAGUGAGCCUUGUUAAUAGUGGUUCAUGUGGGGCAUUUGUUCAUGGACUUGAAGAUGAGUAUCAAGAAGUAAGAAAUGCAUCUGUGGAGUCACUGUGUUCAUUGGCAAUGAACAAUCCACAGUUUGCACUAAUGUCUUUGGACUUUCUUGUGGACAUGUUUAAUGAUGAGAUUGAAGAAGUUCGGCUUAAAGCUAUAGAUAGUCUUACAAAGAUUAGCAGACACAUUAUACUACGGGAAGAUCAGCUGGAGACGAUUCUUGGUGCUCUUAAGGAUUUCUCCAUUGAUGUGAGGGAAGGACUACAUAAGAUGCUUGCCUCAUGCCGCCUCUCCAGCAAAGGUUGCUUGCAGAUGUGUGUUGAAGCACUGUUGGAAAACUUGAAGAAAUACCCAGUUGAUCGCAAGUCUACUUGGUGUUGCCUGCAGAAAGUUGGGCAGCAGCACCCAGAGUUGACACUAAUUCUUGUGCCAGAACUGCUUGCCAUACAUCCAUUCUUUGAUAUGCCAGAACCAGAUGUUGAAGAUCCAGCUUAUGUAAGUAUUCUCAUUCUCGUGCUAAACGCCGCACAGCAUUGUCCUACAAUGUUGCAGUUGUUUGAAGAACACACACUCAAGCAUUAUUGUUAUCUCCGAGAUACAAUGCCUCAUCUAGUUCCUGCACUCAAGGUGGGAGGAUCCUCUGGUGUUCGUGAGGUAGUUGCAGAUGAGGAAGCCAAUGCCACUGCUGUUAGAUUUCUGGAAGCCAUGGUUUCCCGACUCGAAGCUGCACGUCGAGGUCCUGCUCGUGUGCGAGCGGAGCUGUUGGCUGCUGCUCAGAGAGACCUUGCAAGGCUGGCAGAGGUUGGUGGUGCAGCUGGUGAUGCUGCUCGUAUGUCAGCUCUUCAUGUCAACUGCCAAGUUAUGCUGGCGCGUGUGUUAGAGUCUCGCCUGUGGGCUAGUCCAGGAGCGCUUGCCAGCCAGCAGGGCGCUGCUGUCCGCACAAACAUCACACAGCUCCUGCAUGACUGUCUUAGGUUACAAUAUCUUUUCAUAGGAGUGAGUGAAGACGACUUGGCACUUGUAAAGCAGUUGAAGUUGAAGGCACUAGCUUUACAGCUAGUAUACAUAGUACGUUGCAGUAAUUCAUCUGCACUUGCUCUUUGUGACCACUUCCUUGAGCAAGUUGAGGAUGUACACAGGUAUCUUGGGGAACGAGGCAUUGCUCCUGAGGCUUUUACUGCCUCGUUGGUUAAGGAGAUGUCUCAGUUGGAAGAGACAAAGCCAGGUCCUGUGGCACGCUGUCUUCUGCCGCUCUUACAGAAUGCUCCUCCAGUUCCACAGUUAAGGCCUACGACUAGUGUUCAGAUGACUACAGCGACCUUGGCAUGUGAACCUGGAGGUGAUGCAGACGCACCACUUAAGUUCACUGCUGGGCUCGUACUAGGUGUGCCUCUCGAAGCAGAGCUGCGGUACCUCCAGUCUCCCGAGCUGUUGCGUAUCAAGGUACGCUAUCCAGACCAGCAGACUCACCUGCUCGUCCCACCACGAGGAGAUCUGCGGCCAGGGACGACUGCAGGCACCUCACGUUUGUUGACGCGUGCACUCGUGUCUCACCAGGUGUGGAGUGAGGCGUGUGCUUUGCACAUAGGACUAGCUCUCGACCUCGCCGCUGUGGAGGGAGGAACUGCCGCUGCCACAGCAGCGCGACGUGCCCGUGCCCCUGCCGAUGCUGACCCGUGUCUUCUAGACCUCUGCAAGCCUGUCAAGGUGUACGUUUCACCAAAACCGGUUAAGAGGGGCAUCUAAAAGGCCUUUACAGUGCAAAUAUUCAGUGCUAGGCAUUUGCAGAGAAAUCUAGACUAUGCCAAAAUUUCUCCCUUCUGCAAUAUGAAUGAUAUCAGUUGUCCUAUUGCAGAUUGAACACAUUCCCAAGUUUUAGCUGUUAUCUUAUUACGUUUCAUUGUGUGUUUUGUGUAUGCACAAUAAAAUUUUUUACCAUACAGUG
Messenger RNA from Schistocerca americana (American grasshopper), 3294 nucleotides. It is a transcript of the gene IntS4, whose product is annotated as integrator complex subunit 4. Bases 219 to 3095 code for a protein of 958 amino acids. The record is from RefSeq and is a predicted model, not a curated record. Lineage: Eukaryota; Metazoa; Arthropoda; Insecta; Orthoptera; Acrididae. Gene Ontology annotation, biological process: snRNA processing. The transcript is spliced from 17 exons. Gene Ontology annotation, cellular component: integrator complex.